Molecule: messenger RNA, 846 nt
Organism: Cucurbita moschata (crookneck pumpkin)
Lineage: Eukaryota; Viridiplantae; Streptophyta; Magnoliopsida; Cucurbitales; Cucurbitaceae
Product: GEM-like protein 4
Exons: 4
Coding region: 28-693 (221 amino acids)
Source: RefSeq, a predicted model, not a curated record
ACCCUCUAAUUAUUUUCGAUCCAAAAAAUGAAAUCUGCAAUUCAACAACAAGUUCUUGGAAUGCAGCUGUCAUUGGGUCUUGCUCGAGCAAGAUUUUUGGCUGAUCCCUCCAAGCAUUUCCAUAUGUCUUCUUUAGAUGAUGGGUCUCAAUCAAUUCAGAAAUAUAAUGGGAAAGAUUGGAUCUUGAAUAGAGUCCACAAAAAUGGGAGAAAACCCGACAAUAUCAUCCGCGCACUCCGAGAACAUGUGAAAUUAGGAGCUAAGAUCACAGAAACAGUGAAGGGAAAGUUGAGGUUAGGAGCAAGAAUUGUAAGAGUUGGAGGGGUGAGGAAGAUCUACAAGAAGCUAUUCACAGUGAGUGAAGGAGAGAAGCUUUUGAAGGCAUCACAAUGCUAUUUGUCAACAACAGCUGGGCCUAUGGCUGGCCUUCUCUUCAUUUCCACUCAUAACAUUGCGUUUUGCAGUGACAAAUCCAUCAAACUCUCUUCCCCAAAUGGCGAAGAACAUGUUAGAAUUCACUAUAAGGUUGUGAUACCAAAUGAGAAGGUGAUGAGAGUAAAUGAGAGUGAGAAUGUGAAGAAAGCAUCACAAAAGUACAUACAAAUAGUGACAGUGGACAAGUUCGAGUUUUGGUUUAUGGGGUUUCUAAAGUAUCAAUCAACUUUCAACUCUCUUCAAGGACUACAAAGAUGAUGGAAAUGUGUCUAUAAAUAUGCAAUUUGAAGCAUGAAAUAGUGAUUGUUUUGUACAGAUUAUUGGAGUAAAUUACUCCAUUUUUAUCCCUAAAUUUGAAAAUUUGUAUCCAUUUUCAUCCCUCGAAUCACUUCCGAUUUGAUGUUAUGAUCA